AUGCGCCCUGUAUUUUACAUAUUAAGAGGCUGUAUUACUUAUUUCACCGUCUUGACAAGCAGGGCACAGACUGGAAGCCUUGAACUCAUCAACCAAGUAUACCUAGAAGCCUCUCUUUUCUGGAAUUAUAUGCAUUCAGAUACCUCUGAUGGAGUCAUGAUAGUUACUUUGUCCGGCCAACCAAUUGUCAAGUAUCAGUACAGCAUAAUUUCCGAACCUUCUUCUACUAUUGUUGGCCAAGCGUUUGUCUCCAUGGGCUUUCAUCACCUUGGAAUUAAUAUCCAUAACCCUUCUUUAUACCACUUCUUUAUCCAAAAUACGCUUAUAUACCGUCAUAUAAUAUGUUUCUGCGGCUGUCGCAAUAUUUUUCUUGCUUUCCUUAUUCUUAUUCAUACUACUCCCCGUCGUCUUGAUCCUUUACAUAUUUUUCAAGAGCAAGUUGAAAAAUAUUCGAAUUUUAUUUCCAUAUUGAAGCUUGAUCCCAUUAAGAAGCUAUUUGAUGAGCAUAUUUCAUGUCGGCUGGCUCAUACGAACAGCACUAAAAUUACUGGACUUGAUAGUUGGGUAUUAGAUACCUGGUGUGGGCGUUGGCUACAGGUUACAAGGCUUAGCUACCGCACCCUGUGGUUUAUAAUUUCUGAUCAGCACGUUUUGCUUUAUGGGGAUUCUAUAUGUAAAAAGUCAUUUGUGGCUGUGGCCUUUGUCUUUAAUUACAAAUUAACCGCAUCAAAUGUUCCCAUAGAAACUAUUUUUCUUUAA
Molecule: messenger RNA, 759 nt
Organism: Phycomyces blakesleeanus NRRL 1555(-)
Lineage: Eukaryota; Fungi; Mucoromycota; Mucoromycetes; Mucorales; Phycomycetaceae
Exons: 8
Coding region: 1-759 (252 amino acids)
Source: RefSeq, a predicted model, not a curated record